AUGGCAGCCAAUGUGCUCCCGCUCCUCGGCUCGUCAACCUAUGCCCAUCGGAGCCAUCAUACACCGGUCCUCGCCCCGCUCGCAGCGGCGGCGACAGCGGAAGACGGAGAGUCCGCCAGCCCGGUCUUCGGCUCACAGCAUCCUUGUCGUGACGCAGAGGCCAACGCACCACCAUCGGUGUCCAAGUGGUCACGCCGCGUCCUCGCCGAAGACAACACCAAUCGUGUCUACUUUGACGGGGUAGAGUACACCGGGGCAUACCAGCCGGUCUUUGACACCUCAGCCGAUCUGCACGCACCCACCGUCUCGGUCGCCUUGCGCACCAGCCAUCACCCAGACGCUGGCCUCUCGCCAAUCUCCUCGCGCCUUGCCUCUACUAACGACACCAUCCGCGCUCUGCUUGACCGCUCAAACUCGCUCCUUCAGCGCUCGCCGCCGUCUGGUCGCGUCAUGAGCUCCGACCACAUCUACCAGCCCGGCGAGUCGUUCAACCUAGGUCCGCUCGCCGACGCCAGUGCCGUCGUCCCCCCAGCGCUUGCCCCGUCGUUGCAGCGGCAGACAAGUCCUAAUGAUGAUGCCGACGUCGCCGACGAUGGCGACGACGCACGAGCGCUCGACAUCCGCCCGGCUCCGAUCGUCACCGUCGCCGACACCAGCGAGAUCGAACGUGAUGCCACCGCCAGUCCUCCGCAGCGCCCGCUCGAUACCACCGAGUCCCGCAUCCAAGCCACGCUCGAUGCGGCGCUGACCAGCGCGCGUUCUACCCAGCCACAGCAGGACCCCGACGCGACGCUGCUAGACGAAUCCAGCUUUGCCGACGGCAACGAGUCGAUGGCCCAGGUCGCGCUCAACGAGUCGGUCGCUCGCCUCAAGUCGGCCGAGGCCCGCGUCGAGGCACUGCUUGCCAAGCGUCGCGCUGAGCGCGCCCGGGCAGGCGCCAGCGGACCCAACGCCCUCGUACCGCGCUCGGCUGCACGUACCACCGCCGCCAACGACCUAGCCAUGACUCACUCGCAGUGGUCUGAGCUCGACGUCCUCGAGCCGGCCUCGGACUUUCCCCAGCCCGACCACUACCUUUCGGCUCGUGCCGCAUACCUCAUCGAUCCUAAUGCGCCCUCACACCGCGCCUCGCCGCUCGCCACCCUUCAGGAGACCUCGCUGGGCGCCUGCAUUCGCUCCGAGGACCGCGACUACAACGCUGCCGGUGACCCUCACAACGUCUCCGGUGCCGCCCAUGACGCGGGCGAAGCCUCGUUUGUCUUUCCUGCCCAUCCAGCCUCGUCCUCGUUCGCCCGCUCGGUCCCCACCGCCGCGCCUGCCUCGAUCGGCUUUAUCCGCGACGUCUUUGACCCGGCGUUUGAGCCCGCAGACUCAGCGCCGCAUGCCGCUGCACGCACUACCAUCGCUAAUCUCUCGCACACUCUCUCGCCGUCGUCUGAAAACAUGCCGCCGUGCGGGCCCGGAAACGUCUCGUUUGCCGCCUCGCCCUCGCGCGUCACCACGUUUGACGUCUCCGCUCCGCCGUCAGCCAUCAAGGCCUCGGCCUCUGUGCUACAUGAGCGCGCGGCAUCGGCCGCGCUCGACGAGUCCGAGCUUGAUGGGCCUGAACUCGACAACCCGUCUCAGGCGCUCUCGCUAGGCGCGCUCUCAUCCGAGUGCUCUGAUGAGGACGCCAUCGAAGAGGACGCCAUCCCGCCGCCAGAGACCGAGCUGCCACCAACCCAGCUCGCACUCUACUAUCUCGAGUACGUCGCUCACAAGCGCCGGCCAGUCCGCGCCCUUGCCAUGGAGCAUGUGCUGGACGUGGUGACUCGGACCAAGCCCUCGUUCACCGAGCAUGUCCAUGCCGCCAACUCGGCCGAGUUUGCCUCGUUUGCGCUCGAGCGCAUCGUGCAGUGCAUCAUCAACAACCUCGAGCGGUUCGAGGUCGACGGCGGCUCGUCGCUCAACUACUCGGCCGCCCAGAUCCUGCUUGUUUUAGGGGCACCGUACAUUGACCCCGCCCUGCCGGUUCUCCAAGUCAUGCUCCGCAACCCGCUGCUCAACCUCGCCACCCAUGAGAUGGUCGUCAAUGCGCUCCUGGCUGCAGGCUCUGCAGGCAUCACUGCGCUCAUGGAGCUCGCCCAGGACGAGGGCUUUACCGGCAACGCUCGCCUCCUCCUCAACGCGCUCGCCGCACACGGCCCCAUCCGCACCCAUGUCGUCGUCCCGGAGCUCAUCCGCAUGGUCGCAACCGGCCCGACCUCAUCGCGCGCCGUCGCCGUCCUAGCCCUCUCCAAGAUGCUCGACGCCGCCGCGCCGGCCAUCCCGGUCCUCCGCAACGCCCUCCUCUCUGGCUCGGUCGACCGCUAUCUCGUGGUCCAGGCCCUGCGGACCGCCGGCGACGACGGCGAAGCCGUGCUCAUCGAGCUCCUGGCCACCGCCCGCAACGCCGCUGUUCGCGCUGCCGCCGUCCGCGGCCUCGGCCUCCCGCGCUUCCACAUGGCCAGCGAUGCCCGCCUCGUCGCCCGUGCCACCUCGCUCCACGUAUGCGUUGAGGCCGACCUGGCCUCUGCCGCCACACACGCCCCGCACGAUCCACACUACGUCUACCUUCUCCCGCCAGACGCCUCGGCUACCACAACCGUCCGCGCCGACGGCAACGAGCUCCCUACCGACGCCGAGGAGCGCCUCGUCGUUGACGCCCGCGAAUUGGUCUCUUCCAUUCGCCGCGCCCUUGUCCGCGGCGUGUUUGAUGAUCCCAAGCCGUCGGCCGACUCGGCUCGCGCCGCCGCCCAACUCACCAUCGACGCCCACGCUGCCGCCGCCGCUGACGCCGCAGCAGCAGCAGCGUCUCCGUCGGUUUCAGGCACUGUCGAGCCGUUUGUGCGCGAGGAGCACACCGAAGCCGCUCUCGUCGCCAUCGGGCACGGCCUCUGCGAUGUUGACGCCGGCGUUCGCAUCGCCGCCCUCGCCGCCCUCGCCACCGUCGGCAUGCCCGUUGCCUCGCCGCUACUCGCCAACCUGCAGGCUCUGCUCAACGACGAGGCCAAGGCCGUCCGCGAAGCCGCCGCAAACACCGUCGGCAGUCUCGCUCCCGGCUACACUGCCGCUGCGCACCUCAUUCCUUUCCUCACCCACCUGCUCCGCGACGAGUUCUGGAAGGUGCGUUACUCGGCUGCCAAGGCGCUUGGCAAGCUCGGCACUGCUGCCGAGCCGGCGCUCCCGAUCCUCCGCGACGUCCUUGUUGCAGGUACCGUCACCCGCAACCUCGCCGCCGCCGCCAUGGCCCGCAUCGGCGACAUUGGAAACAUGCCCAACACUCAGGUCCGCAUCGCCGCGGCUUACGGCCUCCGCAACAUGCCACUCACUUCCGAGUCGGUCGACUAUGCUGUCCGCGACAUGUUUGUGGCCGGCAAAGAUCCUAUGCCACUUGUCCGUUGCGUCGUCCUCGAGUCGCUCGCCCUCCUUGGCGCCGCCUCGGACGACAUGAUUCCCUACCUCACCGCCAAGUCGCUCGUCCCGUUCCUCUUCACUUUCCUCAACGAUGACGCUGCUGAUGUCCGCCGCAAGGCCGCUCACGCCCUCGCGGACUACGGUCCGCAGGGCGAGCUCUUGCUCAUCGAGGGCGUGCUCAAGGACCCGCAUCCUCGUGUCCGCUCGGCAGCUGCCUACGGGCUCGGCAUCCUCGGCGCCCAGUCCACUCGCACUCUCCUCCUCGCUCUCAACGACCCCGCCCCGGCCGUCAUCCGCUCCGCCUCCCGCGCCCUCCUCGCCAUCGGCCUUCAGCCUAUUGUUGCCACUCUUGCCCAGCGCCCGCCAUCGCAGCGCGACUCGGUUGCCGUCUCAGCCCGCGACGUCAUCGCCCAGGACCGCGACCGUCCACUGCCCUCGGCUGUCGUCAACCUCCUCGAUGCCAUCGCAUCCCACCUCGAUCGCGUGCAUACGUCGCAACCAUGGUAG
This is a messenger RNA of Thecamonas trahens ATCC 50062, 3942 nucleotides long. RefSeq lists its product as uncharacterized. Gene Ontology annotation, molecular function: oxidoreductase activity. The transcript has 2 exons. Bases 1 to 3942 code for a protein of 1313 amino acids. The record is from RefSeq and is a predicted model, not a curated record. Lineage: Eukaryota; Apusomonadida; Apusomonadidae.